CCUGUGAUCAACCACAGCACGAGAGGGAAUUGGGCCAUCACUAGAAACAACCAACUGUGGCAAGAGAACCACAGACUGGAGGGCCAGGGCUAUGAUUAUUGGCUACACAUGGCUCACGCGUCGCUAGAAUUGUGGUAUACACGAGUGUGUGAGUAUAUGGCUCCUACAACCUACAUAACCUCACCAAGGUCUUUAACCCUUUCCCCCCUCACCCAGGUCUUU
This is a messenger RNA of Geodia barretti, 222 nucleotides long. NCBI's taxonomy places the organism in Eukaryota, Metazoa, Porifera, Demospongiae, Tetractinellida, Geodiidae. The record is from the annotation of a GenBank genome assembly.